Chanos chanos (milkfish) is the source of this 1344-nucleotide messenger RNA. It is a transcript of the gene gdi1, whose product is annotated as GDP dissociation inhibitor 1. The record is from RefSeq and is a predicted model, not a curated record. NCBI's taxonomy places the organism in Eukaryota, Metazoa, Chordata, Actinopteri, Gonorynchiformes, Chanidae. The coding region runs from base 1 to 1344 and encodes 447 amino acids. The transcript is spliced from 11 exons. Gene Ontology annotation, molecular function: Rab GDP-dissociation inhibitor activity. Gene Ontology annotation, cellular component: cytoplasm. Gene Ontology annotation, biological process: small GTPase-mediated signal transduction; protein transport; vesicle-mediated transport.
AUGGAUGAGGAAUAUGAUGUGAUCGUAUUGGGAACUGGGCUCACAGAGUGCAUUCUCUCUGGAAUCAUGUCUGUGAAUGGGAAGAAAGUGCUGCACAUGGACAGGAAUCCAUAUUAUGGAGGAGAAAGUUCCUCUAUUACUCCUUUGGAGGAGCUGUACAAGCGUUUUGACCUUCCAGACAGCCCUCCAGAAUCAAUGGGUCGUGGAAGAGACUGGAAUGUUGACCUCAUUCCCAAAUUUCUUAUGGCUAAUGGCCAGCUAGUAAAGAUGCUGCUGUACACAGAGGUGACUCGCUACCUUGACUUCAAAGUGGUAGAGGGAAGUUUUGUCUACAAAGGCGGAAAGAUCUACAAGGUUCCCUCCACUGAGACUGAAGCUCUGGCCUCAAACCUAAUGGGGAUGUUUGAGAAGAGAAGAUUCCGGAAGUUUUUAGUGUUUGUGGCCAACUUUGAUGAGAAUGACCCCAAGACCUUCGAAGGCGUUGAUCCCAAACUCACCACGAUGGGAGAUGUGUAUAAAAAAUUUGACUUGGGCCAAGAUGUCAUUGAUUUCACAGGCCACGCCCUGGCACUCUACAGAACAGAUGAUUAUCUCGAGCAGCCCUGUCUGGAGACCAUCAAUCGCAUCAAGCUAUAUAGUGAGUCUUUGGCUCGCUAUGGGAAAAGCCCUUACCUCUAUCCACUGUAUGGACUGGGCGAGCUGCCCCAGGGCUUUGCCCGGUUAAGUGCGAUUUAUGGAGGAACCUACAUGCUGAACAAACCAGUGGAUGAGAUAGUAAUCGAAGAUGGUCAUGUUGUUGGGGUGAAAUCUGAAGGAGAGGUGGCUCGUUGCAAACAGCUGAUCUGUGACCCCAGCUACAUUCCAGACCGAGCCCGUAAGGCUGGCCAGGUGAUCCGUGUCAUCUGCAUCCUCAGCCACCCCAUAAAGAACACAAACGACGCCAACUCCUGCCAGAUCAUCAUCCCCCAGAACCAGGUCAAUCGCAAGUCAGACAUUUAUGUGUGCAUGAUCUCCUACGCCCAUAACGUGGCCGCCCAGGGCAAGUACAUUGCCAUUGUCAGCACCACUGUGGAAACCUCUGAGCCUGAGGGUGAAAUCCAACCAGCCCUGGAGCUCCUGGAACCCAUUGACCAAAAGUUUGUGGCCAUCAGUGACCUGUAUGAGCCCACAGACGACGGCACGGAGAGCCAGGUAUUUGUGUCACGGUCCUAUGAUGCCACCACUCACUUUGAGACGACCUGUAACGACAUCAAAGACAUCUACAGACGCAUGACGGGCAGCGACUUUGACUUCGAGAACAUGAAGCGCAAACAGAACGACGUCUUCGGAGAGGAUGAGCAGUGA